UAUUAGAGCUGUUCUCUAUACGUAUAUCGAUAGUCGACGUGAAUAUGUGGCAGUUUCGAUGUACAGAGAUGUGUGUUCGCGCGUUCCAACACUGAACAACACAUCUUUUCGGGCCGCUGCGAGCCGCCGUACAACAACAGAUGGACAAAGGCCAGUGAAGCUAAUGAGUGCACAAUGAGCGGAACAAGACUGCUCCUGUACAACGAAAACAUUCACUUUUCAAUAAAUGGUGACCAGUGGUGGCUUUGCCAAUUCUGUCCAAAACGGUAGCCUGAUUUUGGAUCGGGUAGACGAAACAGUCGAUAGAAACAGAAAAGUAAAUUGAUUGCUUCAGUAACCCAGUGUAUUGUUCUAUCAAUGUAAAGAUCCCUUUUAGACACAAACAUUGGUUAUCGGAGCUAGUAAAUAGAGAAAGACGGUGUUGUUUUUUGUCGUUGACGGAACGAGUCUAAAGAAAGGCUCAUUGUGAACCAGAACGGAAAUUGUCCUGUUCGAAAAAAAGAACGGACUUGACUGUGUCGUUCGUUUACUUUUCAAUAGUGUCAUCGGCUGUUUCUGUUUGCUUGUUCGUGACGUAUCUGUGUUGUUGCAAUCGGAACGCGCAUUGCAUCCAGACACUGAACACAAUCGAUGCAGAACAGUAAGAAUGACUUGAUAUUACAGACAACUAACACUUUGAAAUGGUUCUGUCAUCGUUUGACGUCCACAUCUCGUGCUUAACUGAUAACAAUUUCUGCGGAAGCAAUGAAUUCGGAUUUGCGUACGGAGAAGUGCAGGUAUUGCGUUGCCUGGAAUUAAACGGUUGAGUAUUCUCUUAGACUGUUUGAAUCCACUCAAAAUCCCCUGAGAUAGCGUCAAAAUGCCCUUAACGGAGCCCCCAUCAGCUGUUGCGGGUGGCAUGGAUGAAGAGGAGUGGAGCGUAGGUGUCUCCGACGACGAACUGCUUGCAUGCCAAUUGGACACUGGGAUGCCGUAUUUUGAACCGAAAGACCCCGAAGAAAUUGUCCGGUUGUAUGCAGUGAUGGCUGAUAAAGGCGUAAUUAAUUUGGAGUGGGUAAGCCCUGGUCGUAUGGAAGCAAAACGCGAAAACGAAGAUGCCGAUGAAAAACACGACGCCAAAGAAACAGCUAUAAAAAGCGAGUUGAAUGAGUUUGAUUUCGAUGAGCCUACACCGACCGUUUCUUUGACAUCGUUUCGAAAACAAAAAAAAAACCCCCAGGGCGGGCAACGGAAGGUGGCAUCUUUCGACAAAAUUAUGAACGAUAUAACCAAGGGUAAGUCCAGUGGUCCAGCAGCUAGUUCCAAUGUUAAAAAGGAGUCACCGACGAAAGAGAAAAAACAGCGGAAACCGAAGCAGUCAAAGGCGUCAAAGGGAGCGCUAGCAGCAACAACUUCCGUAAAUAAAACAAAUCCCGACAAAGUUACAAUAACGACGAGUGGAAGCAAUAACUCUAUUCUCUCAGGAACUGCUGUACUACAAUCUCAGAUCAAGCAGGAACAACCUGGUACUCCUUCAGCUUCCGUCACUCCCGGAACUCCUACUACGCCCACGGGUCAGAGCAAUGCUCCGACGGCGCCGAUAAACCCGUCAAGCAUUCCCACUAAACAAACCCAGCCGCAGCAACAAAUAACUGGUCUAGGCCAGGGAAUGCGGACCGGAACUGGUCCAAUUAUGGGUGGCUUGAUGGGGCCUCAGCAACAUCUACAAACGCAAGGCCAACAGCAUAUACAGGCCGUUCAUGUGCAGCAACAAGGACCGCAAGGAGGUCAGCAACAGGCUGUUAGUCAGGGCAUGAUGGCCAUAAGUACGACCACUCAGCCAAUGCAACAGCAAUCGAACCUUCAGCAGGCACAACAGCAGCAAACACAAAUGACGAGUAAUGUUGGCGGCCAGCAACAACAGCAUCCGAAUCUUCUUAAGCAGAUGCUUGUUCCUGGUGUCCAACAAGGACCUGAUGGUAACAACAGUGGGCCAAACCAAAGCGGCGGCUUAGGGGUUGCGGUACCACCCCAGAUGGCCAUGCAGAUUCAGCCUGGCCAGACAUCACAGUCAAUCCCGAUCGUCCAGCAGAUGGGUGGAGUCGCAGGGGCCAUGCAGCAGCAAGCACACCAACAACAACAGCUUAGCACCGGUCAACAGAUGUCGUCUGGAAUAAACCAGACCACCGCAGGUGGCAUGCAGGGAAUACAACCACAGACUCAACAGCAACAAAUUAUGGCUGGACAGCAGACCCAGCAACAGGUCAUGGUACAACAAGGACCCUUACAACAGCAACAGAGCAACGCAGGCCAGCAGAGCCUCAUGCAGCAAGGCAUGAUGAUUCAAACGGUUCAGGGAGUUCAGCACAAAAUGAACCAGAUGCAAUUGGCAGCAACGGGACAACCACAGCAACAACAACAGGCACAACCACAGCCAGGCCAAUAUAACGUUCUGCAGCCACAGCAGCAGAAUCAACAACAAGCAUUCCAACAACAGCAAAUGGGUGGUAUCCGAACCGCGGUACCGAUGCGGCAACAGAUGUCUAUCCAGCAGUUGCCUCCGCAGAUGGUUCAAGUUGGACAACAACAACAACCACAACAACAACAACAACAACCACCACCACAACAACAACAACAACAACAACCACAACAACAACAACAACAACAACAACAACAACAACAACAACAACAACAGCCUUCGCCAAUGGGGUCGAUACAGGUUGUUGGUCCUCAGAUGGGCCAGCAAGGCGCUUACCAACAGCAUUUACAGCGGAUGCCUCAACAAAAUUCAACCAUGAUCAUGCAAAAUCGACAGGUUUCGUCAAGUCCGAUGCGUAGUCCCAGUCACGGAGCGCCGGUUCCCGGCGGGAUGGGCAGCCCUCAGCGCAACCUUCAGUCGCCCCACAACCAACUGCAAAGUCCCCACAGCCAGAUGCAAUCGCCGCACUCUCAGUUGGCAAGCCCUCAGCAGCAGAUGGCUAGUCCCCUCGGCCAGCAACAACAGGCGUCCGGUGGUCAACUACCGAGUCCCCAGCACUCCGCUCAGCAGAUGGGUAUGAUCUCGACUUCAGCGGUACAACAGCAACACCAACAACAAAUGGUUGCCCCUGGGGGACACCUUCAAUUGCCGAUCGGCGUGCAAGGAGCUCUCCAGCAGCAAUCUCAGCAACAGUCUGGCAUGCAGCCGCAACAGCAAAUACACCAAAUGCAGUACGGCGGUGGAGGAGCAGGCCCUGGCGGUCAGCAAAAAGUCGUCGGUAUACAGCUUCAGCAAAUGAUAGUUAUGAAUCAACCGGGUGGCCAGGGCCCACCGCAGCGGCAACAAAUGAUGGGUGCUAAUUCCGGAGGUCAAAUGCAAGGAGUCCAACUACAACGAGUUCUUCAGCAACAGCAUCGACCCGUUCAGCAAGCACAACAGGGAAUCCAGCAGCAGCAUUUGCAACCUGCUCUCGGUGGACAUAUGAACAUGCAGGUGGUUGGACAAGCUGGCGAUCAACAGCAGAUGGUCAUGAUGACAGGAGGAGGCCAGAUGGCUACGCAAAUGCAGAUGGGGGGCGCCCAGCCGGGUCAACCUCAGCAGCAGCAACAGCAGCAACAGCAGCAAUUUGUGCAAAUUCAGACUCAACAACAUCAAAUCUUUCAACAAUAAAAUCCAGUAAGGAACGAAUUCUGAUAGAGCACAUGAAGCGCAAAAAAAACGUUACGGCAUGGCGGGUAGUGCUAAGCAUUUUAAGAGACGCUGGUGUGUCAUUAUUGCGAACAAUGACGCCUAAUCAGAAGUCAAGGCCACAGUUUUAUUAUGGUCACUGUCGUAUGGGUUGUAUAGAUAAAAAUCAAAAACCAAAUUUUAGAUUUUAUGUAUAGUAAUUAUUAGCGGCAUAACAUUAUUUUGUUAUGAUAGUAAUAAUAUUUUAUCGGUGGAUUUUUUCUCGCACUAGAGAGAUGACGAGGAGGAACUCUCGCUAAUGAAUCUAGAAACUUUGAUAUGGACAAAUCGAUUUAUAGUUGACGAAGCUAAUUUCGGCGAGAGGUGACAGUUUUUUGCGUUAAAGAAAUGUCUUCGAUAUUUUCAUGUUGAUUCUCUAUAUUGUUUUGACUUUUUUAAAUAAAAAUAUAGAUUUAUCGAUAUUUUUUAUAUGUUGAGGGAGGCUGUGGCCUCUACCCAGAAAUUCGCUGACUCUUGAGGUAUCAUUGUCCUAAUAAACGAUUUCUCGGCAGAAAUAAUUAUCAAUGACCCCUCGAGCGGUAAUAGUGUACCGGCAGAAAAUGAUAAAGUAUAGUUGUUCUUGGAAUAUGUCCUAGGUGCCAAUACCGUCAGCCAUAUAGCGCGUUAAUUAUCAAAAAACCUUGAACGGGGAACUUAUUCUAUGCGGCGUAACUCAGUUUUCUAUGAAAAUCUGUAUUUCCUGAGAUUAGUAGAGUCAUACAACGUGGUAUUAUUGUUGAAGCGUUUUUGCUAGGAUUGAGAUAUCUCCAGUUCCCACGGUUUCUACUAGCGCUUGUUUUUGACCGUUGCUGCACCCUUUUACGAGCUUUUCUUUAAACUUAUACCUAUUGGCGUUCGACUCAGGACAUCCCUUUCGAUAAAUAGUCGGUACUGUUACGAGCAGUCGAUCAAAUACAGCCGUUGUAUAUAAAUUAUGAGCGUAAUUUGUAAUUCAAUCAAAACUAAAUCGUAAGAGAAAGGGGCAGUGAGUCCGAAGCUCAGUUUAGUAGGUUGAAAGCUUUGUGAAACUCCAUUCAAGUGUACGAGACGACGCCUUCUAGCUCAUGUCUGCUUGGCAGUGAGAGAAGGUGCUAUUCUUUCGCUAUACGAAACGCAGAACGUGCUGGCUGUAUAUUACUGAUCUGUUAAUUUAGCGAAAUGUAUGUGUACGUUUUAGAAUGUGUAUGUGUGUGCUUUAAUAAAAAUGCCUACAUAACUAAAAUUCAAAAUGUCCCAAAGAUUUCUUCAAUACACCGCUACUAUCAACACUGAUGAACACUAUCGACAAGUGCCUUAUUGGUAUUGUCGACUAGAUUAAUAGCAGAUUCGAAAGAGAACUAAUACAAAAACUAGUACAAAUACAAAUGUAUGAUAUAUAAAAUAAAAGAAGACCGCGUAAUAGGAAGAGAAUACAGGAGUUGUGUACACUGUAAUAAAAACACAAAGGGUUUUGUGUUCAUUUAUUCAUUUGUCAUACAUUUCAAAAAAACUUUUUUCUAGCAUUUUUCUUUGCCGUAUGUACUGUAAUACAUGGCCAUUCGCAGUAUGUCUGACAAAUCGCAAAUAAAAUUCGAUUAAUCUCUUUCCACCGACUCUUCUUGAUCCCCUUAUUUCUUUACCUCUCGGUCUACGCCUUUUCACGCCUACCUUUUAUUUGGACACACAGCUUAUAGCCUAUACCGUGGGGCUGCCGUAAUCCCGUCAAUAAAGUUUUACAGCGGUAACGCUGCAUGUUGAAAGCCUUUAUAAAGGGUGUGAUGCGCUGCUUUGUGGCUCAAGUUAAAUGACAGUGAUUAUCGGAUCGCAAUCAAGUAGCGUAUUAUUUCGAAAGAUCGCAUUUUUUGUGUAGGUAUAUGCAUAAUCAAAAUCGCCAUCUUUUGAAAAAUUGCAAAGCUUUUGCCGUUUAAGCUAGAGUAAGUCACCCGUGUAGGCAAACACCCCAUUGGUUCAACAUCACCCAUCCUUGACUGCAGUUUAAAAGCUGUGAAGACGUCCACUCACUUAUUUGCUUUUUUUCUAAUUAGUUAUAUAUAUAUAUAUAUAUAUAUAUAUAUAUAUAUAUAACCCUCGAUGAUAUAUUAUACAUUUUGUAUAAUGAAAUAUAAAGAAAAGGUCGAAUCUGAAUAUAGCACAGGCUAAUAAAACAAACAACGCAAGGUUGUGAUACCAAAAAAAGACUAUGAAACUACCAGAGUGUUUAUAUUAAUUAAAAUACUGGUAAACUUCAGGAUAGACAUAGACUAAAAUUGCAUAAAUAAUUGAUCACAACGAUCUCUAACGAUUUCCCUUCUGAAUACGUAAAAACCAACCGUAUACGAAGAAAACAUAUAGGAGGUGUUUUUCGCUUGUUUUAUCUCCUGGCACACGUUUAUACUUAACGAAACCUUAUGUGAUACAGUGUGGUUCAGUUACUUGCUUUCCAAUGCGCAUGUUUAAUCUGUUUAAAUAAAAUGUUAUAUUAGGAAGGACUAACUGUUCUGUUGAAUAACCGAUGUUCGUGAAUACAACUCUAGCAAUAGCUGAAGCGGUCUGAGGUUAUUACGGUUCCAUACAAAAACGGUGAAAGCGCUACCGACACUCAUACGAUUGGGCU
Varroa destructor (honeybee mite) is the source of this 6278-nucleotide messenger RNA. RefSeq lists its product as uncharacterized. The record is from RefSeq and is a predicted model, not a curated record. Gene Ontology annotation, biological process: positive regulation of intracellular estrogen receptor signaling pathway; positive regulation of cell cycle G1/S phase transition. Gene Ontology annotation, molecular function: nuclear estrogen receptor binding. NCBI's taxonomy places the organism in Eukaryota, Metazoa, Arthropoda, Arachnida, Mesostigmata, Varroidae. Gene Ontology annotation, cellular component: MLL3/4 complex.